CUGAGGAUUUUCUUUGUCGACUUUAUUUAUUUAUCAAUUUUUUCAAGGUCCAGGAAAAAUAUAAGCACACUCGCGCCAAUCAGCUACAACCUGGAGGCCAUCAGCUUCUCUCUACAAAAUGUCUGUCCAGCAAGGAUAUCCCAAGAUUCACGAUCGCUACGACUAUGUAGAAUACAUACUACCUGGCUUUGUGACUGGGGUGUAUGCCAGCGCCUGCUUUGGGGGAAUGGUCAUUAGUGAAGGAAUCCGGGUUCUAUAUCGAUUUCCCCAAGACUCGACAAUCAUGCGAGUGAUGGUUCUAUGGGUCAUGGGAUGUUCACUGCUGCAUACGAGCUGGUUUGAGUACAUUGCCUAUCAUUACGCGGUUGAUGGAUUUCACGACGUGAGGAAACUCAACGCGGUAACUCCUCAUCUUGGUGCUCAUGUAUUUUUAUCCAGAUGCCUCGUCACAACAUCUCAGCUUUUUUUCUGCUACCGACUGUAUGUUUUUUCAAGCCGAGACUGGCGGGGGACGAGUCUAGCUAUCCUGCUUACUCUUGGGCAUGUCGCAUCCGCAAUCGGUACGAUGAUCCAGUUCGUCCGAGCAAAAUAUUACACGGAGCUCUUUCUAUUGCUUCCACUGGGCUUUCUUUAUAGCACAACGAUAUCCGGAGAUAUCCUCAUUACCGGUUCUUUGUUGUAUUUUUUGGGAAAGCAGAAGACUCACUACAUCAAGACCAAAUCCAUAAUCAAACGUAUCAUGCUUUUGUCUUUCCAAACUAGUUUUUUGACAACGGCGCUUGCUAUCGUGUCAAUCGGCCUUCUGGGAGCGCAGAGGGAACUGGGAAUUUUGUACUGCUUGACACUUAUAUCGGCACAGCUUUACCUUCUUUCAAUUCUGGUAACCUUGAACUCGAGAUUUGACUUUGCCAAGGCUUUCGCCGAGGAUGCAAACAAGAGUCUUUCGAGAUCAUUUCGAAUGAAUUUUCUCAAAUCAAAGACAAGAGAGUGGCCUGGCCCUGGAGAGGGUGUCAGCAUUCAGGUAGACCAGGUCGUUUUCACAGAUUUCGACGAAGAUAUUCUUGCGUCACCCAGAUUCACGAAGGUUCGCCCAGGAAACGGACAGGAUACCAUCCGAGCCCCCGCUGUGCCCAUCCUCGAUAACUUUUCCCAUCGGUAGACUGACACGCUUGUUACAUUAAAAUUGCUCUUUUUUCGGCGUCUUUACGUGUUAUGUUGUUUUGUUUUUGUUUUCUGCCAAUUUUGGAUUGUUAAUGUAAUCAACCAAGUUCACUAAAUA
This is a messenger RNA of Puccinia graminis f. sp. tritici CRL 75-36-700-3, 1279 nucleotides long. RefSeq lists its product as uncharacterized. The record is from RefSeq and is a predicted model, not a curated record. The transcript has 12 exons. Lineage: Eukaryota; Fungi; Basidiomycota; Pucciniomycetes; Pucciniales; Pucciniaceae. The coding region runs from base 119 to 1159 and encodes 346 amino acids.